AAUGGCAGUCAGUAUAAAAAGUGAGCCCGUCGAGGGCGGGCGAGGAUUAAAUAAAGAAGCAGUUUGGCAGAGAAUUAUUUCAGUUUUUCUUGUUAGAUACCCGUCUUUACCGCCAGAUAUUGGCGUCACGUAAAUUAAACAGUCAUUGAAAGUUGUUUUAAAAAGUUUGCAACAUGCUUUACUACCCAAAAGUGUUAAUAUAGGAACAAAGUAUUGCAGAGUCAUACAAGGAAAGCUUCAGGAGGACAUCUUGAGUAUGAGAUACAGCAAGCAUUGCUAAAAUUGGACUGCUGUCAAAAAUGACGACUAGGCUUGACAGAUUGUUUUUACUUCUGGACACUGGAUCCACCCCACUAAUCAGGAAGUCAGCCGCUGAACAGCUGGGAGAGGUGCAAAAACUGCACCCAUAUGAACUCCAGAACCUGCUGUCAAAGGUUCAUGGUUACUUAAAGAGCUCAAGCUGGGAGACCCGGAUAGCCGCAGGACAAGCUGUGUCAGCCAUAGCCAGAAAUGUGCCAAAGUGGAAUAAGAAGAUACCCAUCAAACAAGAGCCCAAUGGUAACAUCACAGAGGGAAAUCCAAGCCAGGUUUUAUUUACACAGUUCAAUAUUGGCAAGGUUCUGUCUCAAGGGGCAUCACUGUUAGGGGCGGAGGAGAAGCAGUAUGAAACUGAAAUACUAAGCAUGAAUGACAAAGACCAGUUGUCAAGACAACGUCAGAUGCUGAACAAGAGACUUGGAUUAGAUAUGGCUGGGAACUUAGGGAUUGGAGGAGACAUUUUCUCUGAUGAAGACUUGGUAUCCCAAAUUAAGACGGAGAACGGCGACACAUUUUCAGACAAGAGGAGUGUGUCAGACAUCCUUAAGCAGCAGCUUCUAGAUGUGACAGGGGGGAAGAGUGCCAGGGAACAGAGCAGAAUGAAGCGUAAAGCUAAAAUCCUGGCCAAGCAGAGGUCAAAGGACUGCUAUAAUGAGCAGAUGUCCCUAGAUACGGAACCUCCCUGUAAAAAGGCCAAGUCCCACAGCAUGGAUAUGGGAGGCAGUGAAAGCAAGCUGGUCAUGGAGGCAUCGGUAGACAUUGAGGAGGAUGAGGAGUGGUACUUUGAGUCAUUCUGUGAGUUACUGAUGAAUGAUCUCUUCAACAGUCGAUGGGAAACUCGACAUGGUGCUGCCACAGGGCUUAGAGAGGUCAUACGUAUCCAUGGAGACUCGGCAGGGUUAUCAAUAGAUAUACCUCAAGAUCAGUUGCACACGAUUAACCAGGUGUGGUUGACAGACCUGGCCCUCAGACUGCUAUGUGUUCUCUCACUGGACCGGUUUGGUGAUUAUGUCUCUGAUGAGGUGGUAGCCCCUGUGAGGGAGACGAGUGCCCAGACCCUGGGGAUGGUCAUUAAACACCUGGACAGGUGUGGUGUGGAGGGGAUGGUCAGUGUCCUGUUACAACUCCUGGCCCAGGAACAGUGGGAGGUCAGGCACGGGGGACUCCUAGGGUUCAAGUACUUACUGGCUGUCAGACAGGAUAUGACAGAAAGGAUCCUCCCCGUAGUGCUGCCGUCUCUGUUCCGCGGACUACAGGACGUGGACGAUGACGUCAGGGCUGUCGCAGCAGCAGCACUGGUUCCUGUCGCACACGAUCUUGUCCAUCUACUUCCACAACAGGUGCCUUUAGUCUUGACUUGUUUAUGGGACACCCUGCUAGAUCUGGAUGACCUGACCGCCUCAACUAACAGUAUUAUGACACUGCUCUCAACCAUCUUAACAAACCCACAGGCCUCUGUCAAAGAUUGGCUUUCUCAGCCUCUUCCUGAACUCGUCCCCAGACUUUGGCCAUUCCUACGACAUUCCAUUGCCUCAGUUCGACAGUCUGCCCUAGAAACCUUCCACACUCUGCUCACAAUACCAGAGGAUCAACAGACCGUUCAACCAUGGCUACCCUUUAUCUUACAAGAUGCACUCAGGCAUGUCUUCCAGAGAUGUUUGCUGGAAGAAAAAGACAGUAUAAUUCGGAUUCUAGAGAGAGUGUGGACACAGCUGCUGUCUAAGGCUCCAUUAGAGUACCUGGUGGGGAAUUCUCUUCCCUGGUUAGGAGUUUGGCUCUGUCUUUGUAUGCAGCCAUCCAAGCUUCCAUUUGAUUCCUCCUAUCUUAUUGAAGCUAAACACAGAGGAAGACUACAUUCUGAUGGUGAACAUGGAAAGACAAGGCAUCUUAUAGGAACCCCACAGAAAACCACCAGAGAGGAGAAAGAUUAUAUUGCAGGAACGCUGACACUGAACGCCAGUGUAGUGGACAGGGAUAUGGCAGUGAUGAGGACUAGGAUCAUGGCUACAAAGUUUUUGGGAAUGCUGUGUAGCUACAUCAUUCAAGAAAUUCCCAACUUCCCACCUGAAGGAGAAAAACCAGUUACCUCCCUUUCUAAGCUCUUUUUGUUCCACCUGAACAGCAAAUCAGCUGUCCAGCGGUUUGUCAUUGGUCAAGUUGUCUACAAUUUGGCAUGCUCCAAUAAGGAGAGUAAACUUCCAGAUGAAGUUGUUGCCAAGCUUUUGGAGUGUUUGAGUGAUGCUAUCUACUUUGAUGAGGUUGCUAUCUCCUUCACACACAUGCAGUCAGACUGUAGAGAUUUCAUGGCUGGACUCAAGCAAAAUGGAGUGGACUUGGACUCUCUUAUUCUCCCAGGGAGCAUCAUCACACUAGACCAGGCCAGUGCCCUGACCACUACGACUUUUGAUCAAGUUAAGACCUCACUAAAACCCAAGGCCCAGCAGGUGUUUGAGGAGCGGAGGAGACAACUGAAGGUCAUCGUGGACACCACGAUCCAGGAGCUACAGACACUCACCAUCAGAGUCCAGUGCAGUUUAGCUAAGGCUGCUGUAGAAUUAGGAGCCCUUCCAGAGAAACUCAAUCCUGUCAUCCGACCUUUGAUGGAAUGUAUCAAAAAGGAACAAAACCAAGAAAUACAACAAGAGGCAGCAGACUGUUUGUGCAGAUUAAUCAAGAAAUGUUUGGAUAAAGACCCCAACCCGAACUCUAAGGUGCUGAAGAACCUGUGCACCUUUCUGUGUGUGGAUCCCACCUAUACACCUAGAGUUACUGCACCCAUUCCAACCUAUACAGCUGAUGAAAGUGAAGUAAAAUGUGGAGUCAAGUUAGGCAUAAUAACCCUAACAAAGCAACAGAAAACCCCCAAUGUGGGAAAGAAAUGGUUGAAGAGGGCAGCAAGUGUAAAAGUAGAUGACUCUGACGCUACUCAGGAAAUUAAUGAGACACAAAAACAGCACCAGAUCCAGAGAAGGGGAGCAACUCUGGCUUUAACAACCAUUACACAGAAAUUUGGAAAUGAACUUCCUGGCAACUUACCAACAUUGUGGGAAAAUAUGGUGGAACCUCUCCAAGGUGUUGGGAAAGAGAAUAUACUGACAGAGGAGAAAGCUCAGGAGCUGGUGAAUUCUCUCCAGGUGUUGGAAACUUUAUGUACAGUCAUGACCCCAGAUCUACAAUUACAGCUAAGGGAAAGAUUGCCUUUGCUAUUGGAUUGCCUGCACAGUCAGUUUGUAGCAGUUCGUCACUUAGCAGCCAGAUGUUUUGGAAUGCUUUGUCAGGUCAUGACACUUGACCUUAUGACCUUUAUCAUUGAAAAAAUAGUUCCACUGAUGGAUGUUGCUGAUAAUGUCAUUUAUAGACAAGGAGCAACUGAAGCAUUGGCAUGUGUGAUAGAUGGUCUGGGGAUGGAGCUGAUUCCCUACAUAGUGCUGCUGGUAGUGCAGGUCCUCCGCCGUAUGAGUGACCAGGAUGAGGCGGUCAGGAAAAAAAUGGCUACCGCUUGUUUUGCUUCCUUGAUCAUAAAUGAUGCCUUAUACGAGGCAGGAAUCACAGACCCACCAGAGAUGAGUGAAGCUCUAAUCGCAGAAAAAGAAAAACAAAGGAAGUUCUUAGAACAGUUGAUGGAUGGAUCUAAACUGGAGAGCUAUAAUAUUGUGGUCCCUGUGAAAGCAGAGCUCAGGAAGUACCAACAGGAUGGUGUAAACUGGCUAGCUUUCCUAAACAAGUAUAAUUUACAUGGGAUCCUGUGUGAUGAUAUGGGACUGGGAAAAACUCUUCAGUCAAUAUGCAUCAUGGCCUCCGACCAUAAACUCAGAGAUGAAAAGUUCAAGGAGACGGAAUCCAUGGAGUUUUCUCCCCUACCCUCCAUUGUUAUAUGUCCUCCAACUCUGAUUGGACACUGGGUGUACGAAGUCAACAAAUUUGUGGAUAUUACUCAUCUAAAUCCCCUCAUGUAUGCUGGCCCACCUGGAGAGAGAGCCAGAAUUCAGAAAAAAGUGAAGAAACAUAAUUUGAUUGUGGCUUCUUAUGAUGUAGUGAGGAAUGACAUAGAUUUCUUCAGCACAAUAAGCUGGAAUUACUGUAUUCUGGAUGAGGGACAUGUCAUCAAGAAUGGGAAAACCAAACUUUCUAAGGCAGUCAAACAAUUGGUUUGCAAUCAUCGUUUAAUCCUGUCAGGGACCCCAAUUCAGAACAAUGUCCUUGACCUUUGGUCCCUGUUUGAUUUCCUAUUGCCCGGAUUCUUGGGAGAAACAGAAAUUCUGUUUAAUCAAAUGGUAUGGCAAAAUGUGUUGAUCCAAUAAUCAUAUGACGAGAGAAGCAGGGAUGCCAAAAGCACUUCUAAGGAACAAGAAGCAGGUGCUUUGGCCAUGGAAUCUCUUCACAGACAGGUUCUUCCAUUUAUCCUGCGGCGUCUGAAGGAAGACGUUUUACAGGAUCUUCCACCGAAAAUUAUUCAGGAUUACUACUGUGAUCUCAGUCCUCUACAGACUCAGCUUUAUGAGGACUUUGCCAAAUCUCGAGCCAAGCAGGGACUUGAAGAUUCAGUGACAAUAUUAGAGAGUUCCGACAGUAAGGAAAGAAAGAGCGCUGGGGCUACACAUGUUUUCCAGGCCUUGCAGUAUCUGAGGAAACUCUGCAACCAUCCUGCACUGGUAUUAACAACAAGUCAUCCCAAGUAUGAAGAGGUCACAAAACAACUCAAGUCCAGUAACUCUUCAUUGCGGGAUUGUCAGCAUGCACCAAAAUUGAAUGCUCUGAAACAACUGCUGAUUGACUGUGGUAUUGGCGUUGCCAUGCCGUCACACUCAGGUUCUGGUUCACAGCUGGAUACAGAUCUACCUGUGGUAAAUCAACACCGAGUUCUGCUGUUCUGUCAACUCAAGAGUAUGCUCAACAUUGUAGAAGAGGACUUGCUCAAAUCACAGAUGCCCUCGGUGACCUAUUUAAGACUAGAUGGCAGUAUUCCAGCUGGUUCCAGGCAACAAAUCGUCAACAGGUUCAACAAUGAUCCAUCAAUUGACAUCUUGCUGUUGACGACACAUGUUGGAGGGCUGGGUUUGAAUCUGACUGGGGCUGAUACUGUUAUAUUCGUGGAACAUGACUGGAAUCCUAUGAAGGACCUUCAGGCCAUGGACAGAGCCCAUAGAAUCGGACAGAAGAAAGUUGUCAAUGUGUACAGGCUGAUCACCAGGGGAACUCUGGAGGAGAAGAUAAUGGGACUCCAGAAAUUCAAGAUGACAAUAGCCAACACAAUCAUUAGUCAAGAUAACUCCAGUUUGCAAACCAUGGGUACAGAUCAAUUGUUAGAUCUGUUUUCACUAGAUGAUCAAGCUAAAGGACAAAUAAUAGCACCAUCUGGCAGUGGCAGUAGUGAUCCAAGCAAAAGGGAGAGCAUCAAGUCUAUCCUAGAGAAUCUAGGAGAUUUAUGGGAUGAAAAAGAAUAUGAAAGUGAAUACAAUUUGGAUAAUUUUAUGAAGUCACUUAAAAAAUGAAGCUAUGUGGAAAAUCUAGUGUGUGCCAAUGAAUGAAUUAUGCAAUUUCAUUAACUACUAACGAUGAUUUAAUUACAAUUACAUCAAUAGGUGAAAAUCUUUACUGGUUAAGUAUUCAAGUUUGAAAAAUUAUAUGAAAAAAUAGAUUUAAAUCUGACUGGCCUUUUUUCCUGUCAUUAGUUCAUGUUAUGUUCAGUUGUUAGAUGUGUUAGUUCUUGUUCAUAAAAGAAAUACCUAACUUUGCUGUAGAUAUAGUUAUCUUACAUUAAUUUUGCUGAAGGCAACAUAUGAACUUUAUUAGGCAUGUUCACUUUUCAGAGUUAUGUUGCUAUAGUUUGUAUUAGUUUUGUGAAUAUUGAUUUUGAAGAUUUGUUAAGAGCUUGCAUCUUAGAGCAACCAACCUCUACUGUGAUACUAUAAAAUCCUGUACUUACAUCAGAGGUGGAAUUAUUGAAGGGCAGUAGUUUUAAUGUAGUGUAGUGUUUUCUUUAAUGUAAAAGUCAAUUGUCAUAUAUCAAAAAAGUAAAUGGCAUUCAGAACCAUGUUAUACACCCUUUUUUCCCACUUGUAAUAUAGAAAAGGCAUAUUGUUGCUUUCACAGUCUCAAAAUUUUGAGAAAUUGGAAACUCAAGGGUUAACAAGGAAAAAUAAAUUUAUUUAAGUUCAUAGUAUUUACUUCUUUCAUAUUUCCUAUUAAACAUUGUACUUACGUCUAGUGCUACAUGUACAUAUAUAUUCAAGGUGACCUUUGUGUGUCACAUUACAAGGAAUGCAGCUACUUAAGUUCAUAUGUUACACUGUAAAGUGUAUAUAAUUUCAUGUUUAGCUUUUUCAUUAUUAAUUUUUAACUUACCUUAACCAGUGGCUCAGAUGAGCUUUUCUGAUCAGCAAUUGUCCAGUGUUUGAAUGUAUUCAUGUUUGUAUGUAAAUACUUAUGAUUUUAAUCUUUUCCAAUUUUACUUGGCCAGUUACAACCAAACUUGACAGUCGACAAAGAAAAUUUCCAAGUAAAGAAAUUGAAAUUAGUUCAAAAUAAGGGUCAAAGCCCCUUUUCAAGGAGAUAUGAUUAGGUUUAUUUGAAAAAAAAAUUGGGGUCAUUUAAUUUUUCUUUGCAACUGGACCAGAUAAGAGGCAUAUUGUUUGUAAAAGCCUCCUUGAUGAUUGGAGAUUUAAGUCUUGUCAAGAACAGCAGAAUCUCAAUGAUUUACAUUGACAUACAAGCAACCUAGCUAAUGUAAAGUUAGAGUCAGUUUUGUUUAGGGUAUGGGCUCAGGGACUUUUAGGACAUAAAGCAAUCUGCAAAAAAUGAAGGUUACAAUGUGUCAAACACAAUUACCAGAGUUUGUCAUUAAUACGGUGGUGAGUUGAAAGUAUUUUAGCCAUGGGGCCUCUUGUUUAAAAGAAAAACCAUUUACUGAAACUGUAGCAGGAAUAUGUAAAUGGAGUAGUGAACUUAAUGUUCUGUUCACAUUUAAGCUUUCUGGCUUAAUUCUAAUAUGUAUCCAUCAUACCUCAUUUUGUAAAACCAACCUUGUCAUUGAAUCAUUUUUAAUGCAUGUAAAUUUUCAUAGUUAUCAUUUCAUUAAUGAGACUGUAGAUUGUGUAAAUUUUUAAUAUACUUGUACCUGGUUAAACUCUUUCAGAUUGUUAAUUAUUUUUAUCAGUGAUCAUUGAAAUCCUGGAAUUAUCUGUAAGGAUAAUCUUAAGCACCUUAAUCUAGGUGUAAUAAGACAGAGGUUUGGUAUAACUGAGACAUGGGUUAAGUAAGAUAUGUUUUUUUGUUAGUUUUGUGAACUGCUUACAAGCAAUAAAGUUAGAGGCUAGUAAAGCUAAAAUAAGGUUUAAAAGGGUGAAUUGAUGCUUUUUAUGUAAAUUCUCAGGUUUGUUGAUUAUUAAACUUGCUAUUACAAUUACUCUUGCUCUGUGUAAAAAGUUUUACAAUGAGUUAACCAUAUAUGUAUGUUAAACCUUUGAAUAUCAUAAAUGUUAGAUUUACAGUACAAUACAUUGUUAAUCAGCCAUUUUAAGGAACUGAGAAAUCAGUACAUGUACUCUGAAGCUAGGGAGUAACUACUGUAAGCUGUAAUCAAUGGGUUUCAUUGGUAAAAAAUGUCACAUUUAUUUAGAAUUUUUAAAAAAGGUUUGAUGAUGAAAUGGAAUUUUUUUUAAAAGGUCUACUUUCUUAUGUACAGUAAAUUUUGUUUGAUGGUUGAACACUUGAAAAUGAAAUGAACAUUAUAAACUCCUAUACUAGUAUCCUUUUUAUCCAUGUGUGAUUUGUCUUAUUUCAGUGUAAUUAUACAGUAGAGACUUUGCUCAUAUACGCAUGUUUUUUUUUAUUUCUGUGUUUGCAGAAUGUACAAUAUAUUUUUGAUAUGAUUACAUAUAAACUUUUGGUUUUCCACUUCAUUUAACUUGAUAUUAUACUUCUGUUAAAGGUGGUAUGGUAGAUAAAUGGUUUGCUGAAAUAACAUGGACGUAUUUGAAGAGGUCAGGUUUUUGUGUAUGAGAUUAUGUCAGCUGUCAAAGACCAAAUUGUUUUAAAUAAAGCUGUUACUGUUU
Molecule: messenger RNA, 8372 nt
Organism: Saccostrea cuccullata (small rock oyster)
Lineage: Eukaryota; Metazoa; Mollusca; Bivalvia; Ostreida; Ostreidae
Product: TATA-binding protein-associated factor 172-like
Molecular function (GO): ATP-dependent chromatin remodeler activity; DNA binding; ATP binding
Source: RefSeq, a predicted model, not a curated record